Messenger RNA from Pocillopora verrucosa, 4188 nucleotides. Its product is annotated as QRFP-like peptide receptor. Gene Ontology annotation, molecular function: neuropeptide receptor activity; neuropeptide binding. Gene Ontology annotation, biological process: G protein-coupled receptor signaling pathway. The record is from RefSeq and is a predicted model, not a curated record. Gene Ontology annotation, cellular component: plasma membrane; neuron projection. NCBI's taxonomy places the organism in Eukaryota, Metazoa, Cnidaria, Anthozoa, Scleractinia, Pocilloporidae.
GAAUUAUUUGACGCGUAUAGGUACUGAUGUAUGGUGAUAAGAAUCUGUAGAAAGUUGGACCUGAAUCUCCUCCAUACCUCUAUUUUUCGAAAACUUUUCGACGCAGGAAAAUCAUCACAGUUCACCAUGGUCGUCUCCACAACAGAGCCUCCACCUACUGAGUCAGCCACCGUUAAAGAAGGCCUUCGCGUCUUUAAACUGGUCAUGUAUAUUACGAUCUUCAUAGUCAGUGUCCUGCUGAAUAGUUUUAUGCUCUUAGCGCUGUGGAGGAAGUUUCGCCGUCACAGAAGAACUGCCAAAAGUUUUAUUAUUUUGAUGCAGAAUCUCGGCGUAUCUGGCCUCGUUCUGGUGGUAGCUUCGAUUCCAUUUGAUGCAGUGUCCCAAGACGCGGACAGCUGGCCCUUUGGAGCUGGGGGCUGCAAGAUUCUUUACCCGUUACAGACAGUUGCUUUACAGGCUAUGGUAUUCACGUACGUGGCUCUAGCUUAUCAUCGAUGGUAUGGUGUGACGAGAGACCUGUUUGGUCAAAUGAAGUUCAUCCUUGCACUUGUGCUUACAUUCGUCAUUUGGAUCUCCAGCAUCAUCAUUGUGGUCCCUUACGUCCUGAGCUUGGACUACAACUACAUCAACAAAACAUGUGACGAGUUAUGGAGCACUGAUGGCAGCCGCCAGGGAUACACCAUCUCUCUGUUCCUCUUGGAUUAUGCCCUGCCACUUAUCGCCCUGUUGGUCAUGUACGUGAUGGUCUGGGGACGAAUGCAAAGUUACAGAGUCGUGGAUCCUGAACGCGCCGCCAGGCGAGAACGUCACUGCAGAAUCAUCCGCAUGAUGGUGGCCUACGUCCUCUCGUUCGCCGUCUUUUUACUCCCUCACCAGAUCAUGUGGCUGAUCUUAGAUUUCGCAAAUGGCGAAAAGAAACUUUACUUCCGAGACGUUUUGAACAUCGUGUACAUCUUCACGUAUGCAAUAACGAUCAUAAAUCCCAUCUUGUUCUUUAUCUACAACCCAGAAUUCAAGCGCCAUUUGUUGCACUACCUCAAAUGCCAGUGCUUCGUGAGAAGAGAGUUGUUCAGUAUGGAGAAUUUGUCCGAGUCGUUUUCGGAAGAGUUCGACCCAAAGAGCCGACGUCCGAAUGGGUACCGAACGUCCAUGCCGCCGAAGUACGAGAUGAAUGAAGUGCCCAAGGAGAACAACUAUGCAUCGACGCCAAGCAUGUUACACACGGAUGGGGUAACUUUACCUCGUUAUGAUUCUGGCCUUGGAUUGGUCGAAGCUGGGCUGUUUCCGUCGGCAGUGGAUCGACUACGUACCGCAGGGAAAUACAAGGAAUCCACCCCGUCUACCUCCCCGCCGGGUUCAGAUGUGGUCAGUUACACGGAUAGGAAAGAUUCACUUGACCAAGGCAGUGAAAUGCUGUAAGUCGACAAAUGACCAUUAAUUUGUAAUUCUCCUGCCUGUCAACCAUACUAUUCGUAUAAUGUUAGUUCAGAGAAUUUAGUAUUGGAUCAACUAAUUAUCACCAAAUUUAUAUUUUUCUUUAUUCUCAUCACUCAUCUGGUUGAUAUUGUAUUGAUAUUGUUAGGAGAAAUUCUGUUUUGGUCACUCAUGGGAGUUAAGGGGUUAAACAAAUAACUUGAACAUUGAACAUUUGGUGUCUCGCUUUCGGAGUUGCGUUUGUCGCGCCAGGUAAAAAUUUUUAAAGUUCUUUUUACGAAGUCUAGGGAUUUCUCUUGACCAUUUCACUUUCAGAUGUGACCAACAAGGAAUUUCUCCUCAAAAUAUUCACGCAUUUUAAGCAGAAAGGUGACUAAGAGAAAGAAAAUAUCAACGAGGCGAUAUUGCUUCAUGUAACAUCAAACUCUCAGAACUUGAAUUAUAAGCAACAUGUGGGAAAACGGUGGAGAGAACUUUCAUUUAGAUCUCGGGAGUGAAAGGGUUAAUGUGCAUUUAGAAAAUCUGAUGUUACAAACAUACUUUCCAGGUUGUUGUUAGUAAUUUUCCUGUAAACUUUGUUCGUAUUACUGUACAGUGACUGCACUGAUGUACACAAUACAUUUUGUGGGAUAGUAACUCUUUCCUUUACACGUGAAAGAGGAGAUGUGACAAUCGUAGUUUGGAAUUGCAGAAUGAAUGUUUCCGUCGGAGGAAAGAUCCAUAGCUCAGUGUGAAACUAAAGUUGUUCUGAAAAUUUAGUCUAAAAAAACUUAGGUGUGACAUUUUUCCAUAAGCGAGUUCCAAUUACUAUCUUCUAAAACAUCAGUUAUUAUGAUGUAUUUGUUCAUUUUGAAUUUCAUUUUUCUGUGAAAAGACUAAACUCACUAAACUUUCGACAAACAAGUACGACCUCAUGUCACGUGCAGUAUCACCAAUCGUUGACUUAAAAAUAUAUUAUGAUGAUGAAAAGAUACCACUUAUUUAAUCAGUGUCGGGAAGGAGUAAUGUGAAUAGCUUGUGUAGUUUCGAAAGAGGGCACAGUGAAGUUGAAGGUAACUCACUUCGAGAGUGUAUUAUGACAUUUGAAGAGGAAGACAGUCACAUUCUUUCUGUCAUUCGUCCGGUAGCAUUAAGAGUUUGCUUUAAGUGGUUAGAGAGAAAAUUUUACUUUAGAUAGAUGUUACUUAGCUCGGAAAACAUUUCUUCGCUGUAGGCUUUAUGUAUCAAAAAAUCUUUAAUUUUAAAUUUCGCAACCAGUUGUUAAAAGAAAAACAACAACAAGUCAACGUUUGGUACUCACGAGAUAUUCCCGUGCGCAUGCUUUGCACGAGCCAUGCAGAGUUCUUCAAAACAGCGCAAAGUUUUCAACUUCUAUUCGAGUGAAAAUUGUUUCGUAAAGGUAUACAGAGAAGACAGUUUAUCUUGGACAUGAAGGUAAGAAUAAACAUGUUUUCUGUAGAGGAACUCUUAACCAUCUUUCAUGUAGCAGUUAAUUCUGAAGGAGGAACAUAAAACACUAUGGAAACUCUGCAAAGCAUGCCUUCGACUCAAUCAGUAAUACAGAUUAGAGAGGAAAGCACAGAAAUAUUUACAACGAAAAUUGUGUGAUAAUUGUGUUUGCUAACAAUUUUUGGUACCAUACUCACAUCAUUUAGUGUUAGGAUUGAGGCUCGACUUUUCAUGCGAGUCGUUCAGAUUACUCAAUAGGCCAACGCGACGCGAUUGUUUCAUGCACGUCACGGCUUCGAAUGAUUUUGAGUUUUAACUUAAUCAAAUUUCAAUUAUUAACUGUUAAAGCAAACUGUGCUACCAUUUUGCGUAGAGAAAUUUAUUUAGUGUUUUAUUUAUAUAGCUUUUUGUUCACGAGAUGUAAACACCCUUGCUAUAACACAUUGUUGUGUAAAACUUACAGUCAUUUAGCACUGACAAGCGUGCAACUUCUCCCUAAAAUAUCAGUAAAUCCUCGACAUCACUCACUAGACAGGUGAUGAGAACAUAAAACUUAUCAUCCAGAGGGUGUUAUAUUGAUCCAGCAGCAAAUUCUCUUAAAUGUACAGCACUUAAAAGGCAGAAUUUGCCGAUCAGAGUAAUUUUCAAUUGAGGGUUGCAAGACAGCCAGGAUUGCUUUGGUGUCACCUUACUUUGCUUUGUGAUUGGUCUAGGAAACUUGCGCCGCCGGCCUCUUAGCCAAUCAGAUACAACACCGAAAACGAUUGCGACCUUGUCAUUCGCAUUUUCCCGCGCUUAAAGCAGUUUCCUUGUUUUCACUUUGAAUCCUCAUUGGCUGAUGACGAUGCCAAUCUUUGUUCUGAUUGGUCGUUGUGGUACACUCGAUCAAAAAUUGUUAUAGUUCUAAGAUUUUGCUUCAACUUAUUUACAUAUACCGUAAAAAAACUACUUCACAGUAUGGGUUUUUAAAAACAUUUAUAGUAUUUCGGGGGUGAGGAGGGUUGCAAACUGUGAAACCGUAGUUUCGCCUCAUUACAAGGCGCAGUUUGUAUAUUUGCUGUUUUUAUCUCAUUUAAGGAAAUAUUAUCGCUGUUAAAUAUGUGGACUAACUGUUCCGCUACAGAUAAUAAUUAACUGGUUAUGGUUAAAAAGUUUUCUGUUACCAAACAAUAUUUAAUAGUGUGAUUUGUAAUCUUUUGUAUCACGUACUGAUUCAUAGUGGGUUUAGUAGUAAACCUUAUUAACCGCGUGUUUGGGUUGGGUUUGUGUCAAGGACGAGUUAAAUAAAUAGUUGUGGAAAAAAUA